AUGAAGAAGCUGCUAUUUGAUAUUUAGUAAUAAUAACUUGGUAAGUCAACUUCAGUCCAAGAAUCUAGAGAUCGUUAUUAAAACAAUCUCAGGCAAUAUAAAUCUCGCGCAUUGAAUGAGAGACCUACCAUAAUAAUUGAUAAUGGAAGCUACGAGUGUAGAGCUGGAUGGUCAUUUGAAAAAGACCCCUAUCUUAGAUUUAGAAACUAUGUGGCUAAACCAAAGACCUCAGUUAACAAGUAAAUUGACUCAAUGCAUUUAGUUGGUGAUGAAAUUAACGAAUUCGAUGCAGGUAAAAUUCACAAGAGAUCAAUGUUUGACAAGAAUGUGGUUUAUCAUGUUUAAAGUCUAGAGCAUAUGCUAGAUUACACAUUUGGACAUCUAGGCUUAUCAUAAGAAUCUUCAAUUGAAUAUCCCUUACUGCUAACAGAACCAAUGUGUAAUCCAAAUUAUUGCAGAUCUAACAUAUCAGAGCUGCUCUUCGAAUGCUAUAGAAUUUCAGCAGUAUCUUAUGCUGUCGAUUCACUAUUAAGUUUUUACUAUAACAAGGCCUAGAAUCUAGGAGGUGCUUUUUCAGCAGACAGCUAAAAUGGUUUAGUGAUUUCCAGUUCAUACAAUACUACUCAUGUCAUACCUAUAAUUGAAGGAGGGGUACAAUUGUAACAGACUAAAAGACUUCCUUUAGGAGGGGCUCAUCACCAAGAGUUACUUAGUAAAAGCCUCAAUCUGAAGUAUGUUCAGCACAAAAAUAACCUUACAUCUGAAAGCAUCUAAUAUAUUUAGGAAAAUCAUACCUACUGUCCUACAAACUACAGAGACCAAAUACUAUUUUUAGAGUAAGUUUACCAAGAAGAGAGAAACUAUCAGAAAGAAGAAGAGAAAAAGAGACAGGAAGCCCUCUAUGGAAAUGUUAAUAACCCUUAAGAGCCAAAAUCUCUUAAUCCUUAGGGAAAAGAUACUUUAGGUAGGAAACUAGUAAUCUACAAAAGCAGAACUCAUAAGCUAAAUGAUUAACUUGGAGAAGAUGAGGCUUUAGAUAAAGAAGAUCAUGUAAUUUAACUUCCAUGGGUAAUGGAAUCAGCACCCACUGAUGAGGAAAUGAAAAGAAGACACGAAAUGAGAAAAGAACAAGGGCAAAAACUUAAGGAAAUCAUGCAAAGGAAAAGAGAUGAAAAGAAAAGGAAAAUGGAAGAAGAGCUUGCGGAUCUUUAAUCACUUGAAAGUUUGAGAGAACAAAAUGACUUACAAGGAUUCAAGGAGGAAAUUCAGCAAAGGGGUAUAAGUUCAGUGGAUGAAUACAAAAAGAAAGUUAAAUAUCUCCAAGUCAAGUUAAAUAUAAAGCAGUCUGAAGGAAAGACCGAUGAAGAAAAAUACAACCUUAUCGAUAUUCAAGAUGAAUUCCUCAAUCCAGAUUAGUUGAGAUAAAAGAGAAUAUAGAAGAUGCAAAAAACUGCUACUCUAAUGAGAGAAGAGAAAAAAGCUCAAAUGAAGGUGGAAAGAGAGAAAAUUGACAUUCUCAAACAAUCAGAUCCAGAUGCCUAUCUGAAAUCCUUAUAUGAAAAAAGAAAGGAAAUUUUAGAUAGAAUGAGUGAUAGAGCAAGAAGAAAGGAAGAAUUUUCAAAGAGAGGCUCCAAAGCUGCUCAGAAAAGAAUGUAAAUGAUUGCUGAACUAGGCAUUGAUGAUAAUGAAAAUAAUCAAAAGAAGAGAGGUAGACCUCCACUAGAUGAGAAAUUGCCGCCAUAAAAAGAUGUUGAUGAGUCAGAUAACUUCGGUGCAGCUGAUGAAGAUUGGGAUAUCUACAGAGGCAUUUAAAAAGAUGGUUACUCAGAGGAUGAAGAAGAUGAUUAGUAAGUUUUGAACGAAUUAGAGGAGUAGAUUGCAGAUCUUGACCCUAAGUUUUCUAAUUUGCUUUAUAAUACUAGUGCUUAACCAACUGCUGAAGACUACUAAAUCAGACUUUGGAGCGAUAGAUAUAGAGGAACAGAAAUCUUAUUCUAGCCUUCUAUUGUAGGAUUAGAGAAUGCAGGCCUUGGUGAAAUUUUGGAAAACAUCAUGAAUGGAUUGAAUAAUGAGCAAAAAGCUAAAAUUCUUUCUCAUGUAUUGUUAACAGGAGGCAAUACCUAAGUUCCUAAUUUUGAGAGAAGGAUUGAAGCCGAAUUGAGAAUGAUUAAUAAAGCAGGAUUAAAAAUCAACGUCGUGAAGUCCUAUGAUGCCUAAUUAGAUGCUUGGAGAGGUGGAGCUUGGCUAGCUCAAAAUUACUUCUUUGGGUAGUCCUUGCAAGAGUUCUCAAUUUCAAAAGCUUAAUAUGAAGAAUGUGGUCAUCAUUACUUGAAAGAGCAUUUCUGUUCUAAUAUCCUAUAUGGAAAUAUACCAUCAAAGUAUAGCAUGGGGAGGAAAAAUUCUGGAAUUCUUGUAGGCGAAAAUCCAAGCAAAAGACUUAAAUAAUGA
Messenger RNA from Stylonychia lemnae, 2448 nucleotides. The record is from the annotation of a GenBank genome assembly. NCBI's taxonomy places the organism in Eukaryota, Ciliophora, Spirotrichea, Sporadotrichida, Oxytrichidae.